Molecule: messenger RNA, 1490 nt
Organism: Ictalurus furcatus (blue catfish)
Lineage: Eukaryota; Metazoa; Chordata; Actinopteri; Siluriformes; Ictaluridae
Gene: bdnf
Product: brain-derived neurotrophic factor
Exons: 2
Coding region: 505-1266 (253 amino acids)
Biological process (GO): nerve growth factor signaling pathway; positive regulation of collateral sprouting; nerve development
Molecular function (GO): growth factor activity; nerve growth factor receptor binding
Source: RefSeq, a predicted model, not a curated record
CCAGAAUCGCGCGGAAUGAAGUUGUCAUUUCAAGCUCGGGAGCUCUCGCGGUGCGCAUUAAUCCAGACCCGUGUGGUGUGUGUGUGUGUGUGUGUGAGUGCGUGCGUGUGUGCGUGUGUGUGCGCGCGCGCGCGCGCGUGCGUGUAUGUGUAUAUGUGUGUACGGAGCAUGCCGUCCAGAGCGCUUGAACCGACCUGCGAAGGAUCCGCUCAGUCAUGGGAGUGCAUUACCUCGCCCGUGCGAUUUCCGCCAUCAAUAAUUUAAUCUAUUUGCUCCAAAGCUGAAGAGACUGACGACAACUCGGCGCUGCUGCUUGGCAGAAAAAAAAGAGAAAAAAAAAACCAGCGCGAGGAAUUAAAGCUUGGGGGGGAAACGCGUGAGGGGUUUGCGCGCGCUGGGGGACUUUUUUUGAUCCAAAAAAACAUCCCAGAUGACACUGUCCCGCUGAAUGGUCUCCCUUUAGAACUGGACAGUAAAAUAAAGUUCCAACAGGUCAGAAGAGUGAUGACCAUCCUGUUCCUUACUAUGGUUAUUUCAUACUUCAGUUGCAUGAGAGCUGCGCCCAUGAGAGAGGUGCCGGGCGUUGUGGGGGGCCACCGAGCCGAGGGCUACCUGGGGGCCGCCCGGGGCCAUGGGACUCCACCGAGCGGGGGAGCUCUGCCCUCGCUCACGGACACGUUCGAGCAGGUGAUCGAGGAGCUACUGGAAGUGGAGGGGGAGGCAGCGCAGGGCCAGGGAGGGGGGGGCCCCGGCAACGCAGCAACGGCCGAGUCAAAGGACGUCGACACGUAUGCAUCGCGUGUGAUGAUCAGCAACCAAGUGCCUUUGGAGCCGCCGCUGCUCUUUCUCUUGGAGGAAUACAAAAACUACCUGGAUGCCGCCAACAUGUCGAUGCGGGUGCGGCGCCACUCGGACCCGGCGCGGCGUGGCGAGCUCAGCGUGUGCGACAGUAUUAGCCAGUGGGUGACGGCCGUGGACAAAAAGACGGCUAUCGACAUGUCCGGCCAGACCGUCACCGUGCUGGAGAAGGUCCCGGUGGCCAAUGGGCAGCUGAAGCAAUACUUUUACGAGACCAAAUGCAACCCGCUGGGUUACACGAAGGAGGGCUGCCGAGGAAUAGACAAGCGGCACUAUAACUCGCAAUGCCGGACAACCCAAUCGUACGUGCGAGCCCUCACCAUGGAUAGCAAACGGAAGAUCGGCUGGAGGUUUAUACGGAUAGACACUUCGUGUGUAUGCACAUUGACCAUUAAGAGGGGGAGAUAGUGUACACAAUGUAUAGAUUUUAUUGAGAGUUCUAACAAGAGAGAAAGAAAAAGAGUAAAUAUCUAUUUGUAUAUAUACAUAACAGGGUAAAUUAUUCCGUCAGAUGAAAAUUUUAUGGACUGCAUGUAAAAAAGAUGAAGUUUAUACAGUAAAGUGAUACUACAGUCUAUUUAUUGAACAUAUUCAUGACCUUGUAAACAAUUAAAAAAAGAUCUGAUCAGUCA